AUGUUUAACUUACAAACAGGACCGAAAGAAGUAUUUCCAUACAACUACUACAGCAGUGUUUUGUUAGCAAAUGACAACAGAACUGGUGUCAUUUCUGAAGCAUGUAAGUUUAUCCGGGAUGCAGAUACAUUCAUGAAAAACAUAGAUUCCAUCAAAGGUUGCAGAAUAGAUGAGAACCACUUCGACUUAGAAAAAUAUAGCACAUUUUAUUGCAAACAAGAUGUAAGAAUUUUAAGAGAAGGUUUUGUUAAGUUCCGCAAUGACAUAUUGAAAGAAUUUGAUUUAAACGUAUAUGACUACGUUAGUAUUUGUUCUAUUGCUAACAAAUUGUUUGAGAACAGAGUGUACUUCCCGAAUGGAAAUUUAUAUGACCUCUCAAAUAAACCAAGAGAAUUUAUUUCGAGAUGCAUUCAAGGUGGAAGAUGUAUGUUGUCAGAUAACAUGAAACAAAAGAGCAAAAAGAAACUCAUUGCUGACUUCGAUGCUGUUUCAUUAUAUCCAUCCGCUAUAGCAAGACUUUAUACUUUAGAAGGUAUUCCAAAGGUUAUGAAGAAAGAAAUGUUAAGCACAGAGUAUCUCAUGAGACAUUUAUUCGAUGACGACCAAAAGGAACCCAUUG
Trichomonas vaginalis G3 is the source of this 619-nucleotide messenger RNA. RefSeq names its product organellar and viral DNA polymerase type B. The record is from RefSeq and is a predicted model, not a curated record. The transcript has a single exon. NCBI's taxonomy places the organism in Eukaryota, Parabasalia, Trichomonadida, Trichomonadidae. Gene Ontology annotation, molecular function: nucleotide binding; DNA binding; DNA-directed DNA polymerase activity. Gene Ontology annotation, biological process: DNA replication. The annotation marks the transcript as partial.